AUGACUGCUGUUAACGACACCGACUCCAAGAAACACGAUGAGCCCGUACAGGAAACCGAGAGAGGCUCUAAAGAGACCACUGCUAAGUCCGAGAACGCAGACGCUAACCCAGAUAGGAGAAACAAUAGCAACAAACAACAAAUUGAGUCCAUCGCCAUUCAGAUCCUCUCACCAGGACUACCGUUAUUAAAGCCAGUGUUUGAAGAGGCGUUGGCACGUAGUAAAACAAUAGAAGAGCAGCAAAAAGAUCUCAUCGCUAAGAGAGAACAGGGUGUCUCUGAACGUGCUGACCAAGAAUCGUUUCCACCACUCGAUUCAGUAGGAGAAGACCUUGCUGAUAAACCGCAACAACCAAGAUCAGCCACUCGUUUGCCCAACAAGUCUUUGAAGCGUCGUAAUGCGCCGCCUCCUUUGAACAUAGCCAAUGGGAACCAUAUAUCCAACCCCUCUAUCAGAUCCGCUCCAAUCCGAACCAAUUUGCACUACACGCAACAGGGACAAGGAGCAGGUCCCGAGAGAUUCCGGAAACGUAGACUGCCUUUUAGCGGACAACCACCAUUAACAUCUGUUCCUCAGGGCGGAUUUAGAAGUUAUCCCUUCCCGCAAGCGCAGCCUACAGCAGGGUUCGCACCGAUGCCUUUCCCAGUCUAUGGACCAGAACCUCAUUAUAUUGUUCCUCACAGCGCACUAAUGGCGCAGGGUUGCAUAGUUCCCAAUAAUGUGGCACCGGGAGUCGUGAAGCAAAGUAGACAACCGCCAAUGGGAAACCAGCAACCUCAGCAGGUAUACACUAGCGCAAGGCAGGCACCGAUGCGUCAUAUUAAAAUGCAGGUGCAACAAGAGUCACCGCAUGUGACGGAUGUAUUUUCAAACGAUACCAAGAAAGUUGCUCCGUUAACCUCCCAGCCGUUAAGCGCUCAGCAAGAGACAUUUGCUUUUUUUGGGGAGAAUGAAAAUUUGGUAGAAAAGGACAAUAGUGAUUCCAACGAGAAAGAGGAUAAAGAAGAAGAGGGUGAUGGUGAUGUAGAGUCCAGAGCAAUCGAAGAUGAAUAUAAACCUUCUACAAAAGCCAGAAACAUUGAGGGUGAACUUCGAAUCGAUAGUGAACAGUUUGCAUUCACUUUCCAGACAGGAGGAGAUCCAGAAACGGAUAAAACGAACUUUAUCAAUACCAUUUGUGCUGCUUGGGAUGAAUAUAGAAAGAAUUUAGGGUAG
Messenger RNA from Komagataella phaffii GS115, 1215 nucleotides. RefSeq lists its product as hypothetical. The transcript has a single exon. The coding region runs from base 1 to 1215 and encodes 404 amino acids. The record is from RefSeq and is a predicted model, not a curated record. NCBI's taxonomy places the organism in Eukaryota, Fungi, Ascomycota, Pichiomycetes, Pichiales, Pichiaceae.